Messenger RNA from Felis catus (domestic cat), 1504 nucleotides. RefSeq names its product ChaC glutathione specific gamma-glutamylcyclotransferase 2 (gene CHAC2). Gene Ontology annotation, cellular component: cytoplasm. The transcript is spliced from 3 exons. Gene Ontology annotation, molecular function: glutathione specific gamma-glutamylcyclotransferase activity; gamma-glutamylcyclotransferase activity. Gene Ontology annotation, biological process: glutathione catabolic process. Bases 333 to 887 code for a protein of 184 amino acids. The record is from RefSeq and is a predicted model, not a curated record. NCBI's taxonomy places the organism in Eukaryota, Metazoa, Chordata, Mammalia, Carnivora, Felidae.
AGAGGGAUUGUGGGUAUUGUAGUCCAAUGCACAUGCGCAACAGGAGGUUAGGGUGACUUAACAGAGGCUGAAAAAGAACCCACUGCUUAGCGAACCGAAGGUCAAUCGUUCUUGAUACCCCAAGCAAGGAAACAGAAUAACGUUGACUGACGAAGUCGGAAUACAUCCCUCGAACUACACGUCCCAGUGUGCUUUGCGCAGCGCGGCCAUUGCGCCUGCGCCCUCGCAGCCGGUUACUAGCGUCUGCGAGGCUGCAGUUCCCGCUGGUGCCGGCACCGCAGAGACCAGAGCUGAGGGUCGACCGCCGUCACAGCGGAAGAGCAAGGGAAAGGAUGUGGGUUUUUGGUUACGGGUCCCUGAUCUGGAAAGUGGACUUCCCCUAUCAGGACAAGUUGGUUGGAUACAUCACAGGCUACAACAGGCGCUUCUGGCAGGGGAGCACCGACCACCGCGGGGUCCCGGGCAAGCCUGGAAGAGUUGUGACUCUUGUUGAAGAUCCUGGGGGUUGUGUAUGGGGUGUUGCUUACAGACUGCCAGUAGGAAAGGAAGAAGAAGUAAAAGCAUACCUUGACUUCAGAGAGAAAGGAGGCUACAGGACCACAACAGUCAUUUUUUAUCCAAAAGAUCCCACAACAAAACCAUUUAGUGUGUUGCUAUAUAUUGGAACAUGUGAUAAUCCUAAUUAUCUUGGUCCUGCACCUCUGGAAGACAUUGCUGAACAAAUUUUUAAUGCAGCUGGUCCAAGUGGAAAAAAUACAGAAUAUCUUUUUGAACUUGCAAAUUCUAUUAGGAACAUUGUGCCAGAAGAUGCAGAUGAGCAUCUUUUCUCUUUGGAAAAAUUAGUAAAGGAACGUUUAGAAGGAAAACAGAACCUCAAUUGCUUAUAAAGACCUAAUCAUUGACUUUUUCAAACAAGCAGAGCGUUUAGUCUUCAGAGAAUAGGUUCAUGUACACUGGCAAUAUGAUUUGGAAACAUGUUUGUUUACUUGAAGAUCUUAUUUAUUUUUAAUGUUGUAUUAUUCAAGCUAUGAUCAAAUGUGUGGUUUAAUUGCACAUAUCCUAAAACACAUAAAUAUUUAAAAUACUGGGAUAGAGUUAAAGAAAAAUUCAAGUCUUAAUAAUAUAAUGGUUUCCUAGCUAAAUAAUAUUGAACACUUGCUCAUGAGAAGUGAGUUCUUUAGAAAAGUACAAUGAAGGAUGAAGUUCAGAGCUUGUUAUUUUCAGAGUAAAAAUAAUUGUGUCAUUUCAUGUCACAAUUCUAUUUUCAAGUUGUAGAGAAUUAAACCAAAAGAUAAUACCUUCAAUAUAUUUCUGUACAGUAAUUCUGUAACCGUGGUUUAGAAUAUAUAAUCUUAAAAUAAUGUAUAAUUAGAAAUAUAUGGUAAUAUAGACAAGAUUUCAACCUUGAUUGUGAAUUUCCUUGUUCAGGUAUUAUAUAAGACCCUUUCCAAUUUAAAUCAAAAAGACUGGCAUUUUUAAUAUAAAAAUUUCCUUAGAAUUAUAA